This is a messenger RNA of Mesocricetus auratus (golden hamster), 935 nucleotides long. It is a transcript of the gene Ciao2b, whose product is annotated as cytosolic iron-sulfur assembly component 2B. NCBI's taxonomy places the organism in Eukaryota, Metazoa, Chordata, Mammalia, Rodentia, Cricetidae. The transcript has 6 exons. The record is from RefSeq and is a predicted model, not a curated record. Gene Ontology annotation, biological process: iron-sulfur cluster assembly. Bases 302 to 796 code for a protein of 164 amino acids. Gene Ontology annotation, cellular component: cytosolic [4Fe-4S] assembly targeting complex.
AGGGCCUAAAGACUGCCUAACACAUGCCUUGGAAGCCAAGCCAUUCUUUUGCCCCAACUCCAGGUCGAGUGCAUGGGGAACAGAACACAGGGGGCCUCCUAAUGCAGGCGUGCGGCUAGGAGUUUCUGUAUCCCCCUGGACAAGGAACCUUGCUGGGAGCGCUUUUCAUCAGUCAAUGCUGGAGAGUACAUUCGGAAGCAAUGCCAGAGGGACGGUAUUAUUGCCGUCAUUAUCCUAUGGAAGUGCGCCGUAGCAGCGGAAGUACACACCACCCGGGGGUUGUGGGAACCGCAGUUCCGGGAUGGUGGGCGGCGGCGGUGGUGGCCGCGCUGGGCUUCUAGAGAACGCCAACCCCCUCAUCUAUGAACGCUCCGGGGAGCGGCCAGUGACGGCGGGCGAGGAAGACGAGGAGGUGCCCGACAGCAUCGAUGCCCGCGAGAUCUUCGAUCUUAUUCGCUCCAUUAAUGACCCGGAGCAUCCACUGACGCUAGAGGAAUUAAACGUCGUAGAACAAGUUCGGAUUCAGGUUAGCGACCCCGAGAGCACGGUGGCGGUGGCUUUCACGCCCACCAUUCCACACUGCAGCAUGGCCACGCUUAUAGGCCUUUCUAUCAAAGUCAAGCUUCUUCGAUCCCUUCCCCAGCGGUUCAAGAUGGAUGUGCACAUUACACCCGGGACCCACGCCUCGGAGCAUGCAGUGAACAAACAGCUUGCAGAUAAGGAGCGAGUGGCAGCUGCCCUGGAGAAUACCCACCUGCUAGAGGUCGUUAAUCAGUGUCUGUCAGCCCGAUCAUGAACCUGGCUUUUGACCACCAGCCUGCACACAGGUGUCCUGGCCUCAGCUCCACCAAGGGCUUGUGGCUUUGUUUUCUUGAAUCACUGACAAUGAGAAACUAACCUUUUUCAUUUUGUAAUAAACCCUUAAUUUAUAUUCA